AUGGCUAUAGAGGAUGGCAUUAUCAUUCCAACCAAAAUUAUUGAUGAUGUUAUCUUCGAAAAGAAAGUGAGUGAAUAUACUCACGAAGAGGAAGAUAGAAUGAACAUCGCUGCCAAAGCUGAAAUGGUUCUCACAAGUGCACUUGCUGAAAAAGAAUACAAGCGUGUGAACAAUUGCAAGUCUGCACAAGAAAUGUGGAACAAACUUGUGGUCACCUACGAAGGAACCACCGAUAUUAAAGAUUCUCGAAUGGAUACUCUAAUCAUGGAGUACGAGAAUUUUAAACUCCAAGAAGGAGAAAAUAUCAUCGACAUGGAAACAAGAUUCACUCGUAUUGUCGAUGAGCUUGCUCAACUCGGAAGGAACUACACGCAAAAUGAAAAGAAUCGGCGAGUUCUUAAAUCUCUUCCUCCGAGUUGGAAAGUCAAAGUUACAACAAUCAAAGAGAUGCACAAUCUCAAUGAUUAUCACAACGACAAUCUUUUCGGAAAUCUUCGUGCUUACGAGGAAGACAACGUUCCGGAUAUAGUCGUUCCUAAAGUGGAAGAAAAGAAGAAAAAUAUGGCACUCAAGGCCAUAUUAAUUGAUGAUGAUGAUAACGACGAAGAACUAAACGAGGAACUCAAAAAUCUCGAUGAAAGCGAAAUCGCUUUAUUAACAAGACAACUUCGUCGUGUGCUUCAAAGCAAAGCUCAAAGAUAUGGAAAAGGCUUUCUAAAAUCAAAAAAUCAACAAAGAGUUUUCAACUCAAAUGGAAGGCCAAAUUACUCUCAAAAUUAUACUCCUAACUACAAGAGUAAUUUUCCUACUUCGGGCUACAACAAAGGCAAAGGAAUUCAAAAUUCAAAUUCGAAUUCCUAUAACAAUGCAAACAACAACAACAUCAACAACAAUAACUAUACUCCGCCUAAACCUAAAGAGCAUGUUCAAGAGGAGACACAAGAUGUUUGUUUUGAAUGA
Messenger RNA from Daucus carota subsp. sativus, 960 nucleotides. RefSeq lists its product as uncharacterized. The record is from RefSeq and is a predicted model, not a curated record. The transcript has a single exon. NCBI's taxonomy places the organism in Eukaryota, Viridiplantae, Streptophyta, Magnoliopsida, Apiales, Apiaceae. Bases 1 to 960 code for a protein of 319 amino acids.